AUGGAGUAUGGAGUGGAUUACGCGAGUUAUGCCAGCAGGAUUAGCGCUUUUUACACUGGCCCAAACUUUUUGAAUUCAUGCUUGAAUGGAAACAAUAUUACCGAUCAAACACAGGACCCAUGCAGAGCGCGCCAAGAUGCUCAAAUCACGGUGCACGCGGACAACGUGCGUCGCCGGAAACGGACGACCUUUAACAAAAUGCAACUUUGUGAGCUGGAGAGAGCCUUCUCGGUCACGCGGUAUCCUGAUGUCAAAACGAAGGAAUCUCUCGCGUCGCUCACAGGGUUGCCGGAGUCAAAGAUCCAGGUAUGGUUUCAAAAUCGACGUGCGCGUUACUUCAAGAGCAAGAAACCGCAAGAAGCCCCAUCACCACCCGCACUGGAGCAACGCUGCGCUCUACCCCCCCUCCCUACAACCAUGCCUCUUCAAUAUCCUCCUCAAUAUCUUCAAUACCCAUCUCCGCCUCCCCGCUACCCGUCCCCAAGUUUACCUGAGGCCUCCAAACUUUCCUCAGGUUUCUCGACUCGAGGCCAGCUAAUGUACCAUGUCAUGCAUCCCAGUUCAACUUCGAGAGACCAAACGACGGGUUACCCACAGGACAAUAUUGAAAACCUAUAUACAGCGUAUUACAGCCAAGAAACAGCGCAAUGUAAUGUCACACAAGGUACUGGGGACAUUUCAGAUGGGCUCACUGGUGACUUUGUCAGGGACGCGCAGGGGCAACACGCCGUUGCUGGGAGCCGCUGUGGCGCGCCUGACCAGUACGAGUCUGCGCAGAAUCUACCAGUGCAGUAUCAGAGUUUCGCCACAUGGGGGAGCCAGAAAGAUGACUUUCUAGAAGACCUUCCUGAGUUAUACUCACAGGACCUCAAUGACAUAAAUUUGUCUGAUUUGGUUGUUUCAACUGCUCUGAUCGAUUAUCUUCUCAGCUGAAUUUGUACGAAAGUCUAAAUAUUGAACAUGUACAUUGUUGUUAAUAGUUUGC
Messenger RNA from Esox lucius (northern pike), 985 nucleotides. Its product is annotated as homeobox protein otx5-B. Gene Ontology annotation, biological process: regulation of transcription by RNA polymerase II. Lineage: Eukaryota; Metazoa; Chordata; Actinopteri; Esociformes; Esocidae. The record is from RefSeq and is a predicted model, not a curated record. Gene Ontology annotation, molecular function: DNA-binding transcription factor activity, RNA polymerase II-specific; RNA polymerase II transcription regulatory region sequence-specific DNA binding. Bases 1 to 933 code for a protein of 310 amino acids. The transcript is spliced from 3 exons.